Leucoraja erinaceus (little skate) is the source of this 2585-nucleotide messenger RNA. RefSeq names its product transmembrane protein 251 (gene lyset). The record is from RefSeq and is a predicted model, not a curated record. Bases 143 to 538 code for a protein of 131 amino acids. Lineage: Eukaryota; Metazoa; Chordata; Chondrichthyes; Rajiformes; Rajidae. The transcript is spliced from 2 exons.
CGGCCCGGCCCGGCCCGAGCAGGAGGAUGGAUUAAACCCACCGCCCCGUCCCUCCCUCCCUCUCCCGCCGCCCCCGCCCGGCACCGCCCGGCCCGGCCCGGCCCGAGCACCUUCUCCUAUCCGAGAAAGAAGAUUAUGGAGAAUGAUGAACUUUCGUCAGAGAAUGGGAUGGCUUGGUGUAGGGUUCUAUCUGCUAGCAAGUGCUGCAGCCUUUUAUUAUGUCUUUGAAAUAAAUGAAACUUACAACCAACUGGCUUUGGAGCAUAUACAACGGAAAUCGGAGAACCUGGACAGUGGAACCUCUUGGACCCAGAUAGUGACUGCACGCCUGUUUUCACUCCCAUUCUGGUUGUGGGCUAUUCUAUUCCUGAUUCCAUACCUGCAAAUCUUCUUAUUUCUGUAUUCAUGUACAAGAGCUAAUCCCAAGACAGUCGGCUACUGUAUAUUCCCGAUCUAUAUGGCCGUUAUCUGCAAUCGGCAUCAAGCUUUUGUCAAAGCCUCCAACCAAAUCAACAGAUUGAAAAUAAUUGAUACGUGAAUAAAACACUCUUUGGUUCACAAUAAAUUAAUCCCAAAUCAAGAUUCAAGGCCUGGAUGCUUAAUUUGUAAUCUGUAAUGCAAUCUCCAUCUGUAUUCAUUUUUUUAAAAUAAAUGGAAUUUCAUUUAGAACUGGACAAUCAGACAAUUGGGUAAAAUGCCUUGGUUAGAAUUUUGUUAAACCUGCCAACAACAGUUAUUGGGAAUCACUCCAUUUAUCCUAUUCAAUGUAGAAAUGGUUCUUUUCAAUUGGGGAUUCUUGAGUAUUUUAUCCCAAUUUGGUGGUGAGAAAUAAUGUGCCUCAUGCUGACAUGCAUUAAAUAUAUCUUAAUUUAUAACUGCUAUUUUAAUCUCUUAACUGCAGUAAAUGUUUUUACACCCUAGAUUAUUAUUUGUCAAUCAUUUAUGACAAAAUGUCUGAAUUAGACUGUUUAUGAACAUAAUAUUUGACCAGGGUUAAAUUGCACAUUCUUAUGUUAUUUAAUGAAUUUUCAAUAUGGCCGUGCAGUUAUAAAUGUUGUUAACUGGUUUUAGGUUUCUUUUGAAAAAAGUAUCAUGAUGUGUAUUCACAGUUGUCCACAAGACAACAAAACAUGUCCAUAUCACAUGUUUGGAAUUCAAAUACUCUCAAGUUAAUUAAUAGUUGUGCAUAAUAACAACAGGUACUUUGGAUAAACUGAGAGAAGGUAUGUUUUAUUUUGUUGAAGUAAAUAUUUGGAAGGAAUCAGAUGUUCUGUAAAGCUUCUUCAAGGUACUGAGCGUAACAAUUGACCUAGCUCACACUGCCACAGGUCCAAGUUAUUUAAACAAACUAGUGUGACUCUUAGUUCAAUAUGAAGAUCCUGUAAUUCAGGGAAAGUUUCAUUGCUGCGUUUUAAAAGGAAAAUACCAAUGAGUAUUCCUGAAAUGUGUAUUCACACUGGCAUCUCAUGGUGGGUGGGUGGAUGCGGGGGAUUAUAGAAGCAGUAAUCAUCUUGAUCAAAAAUAUCAAUUGAAAUGAUGGACAAAUUAGGACUUUAAAGUUUGCAAAUAUGUGACCAGGCAACAGUGUUACACAAAGUGCAAUGAAAGUGAACUCUACUGCUAAGAACAUACAGAUAGACAGUAACACUUUUAUACAAAAUAUAAUGCAAAUAAUUAAUUUUUUUAAUGAAGGCACUUUAAUCUUCAAGCUGCAAUCAGAGAGUUCUUUCAUGAGCAUGACAAUAUUAUGUCAUUAUUAUUUCCUGGAAAUGUCAGUAUCUUUUAAGAUCAAGUUAGUGCUUAGCAUUUAAUCUCACUUCUGAGGCACCUUGGUUGCUGAGUGGGGUGAAGAUAUCUGCCACAAAUUGUGCACUGUGAAUGUAUAAAAUGAAUGGUCAGCAACAAGUUAAUGGUUCAGAACAUGCUCUAUUUCUACAGCAGUAGGAUUUGUGUGAGUAUACUUUGGGAAUAUUUAUUAGUUCCUCCUGGUGCCCAGCAAGAGAAGUUGAGAACUACAUUCUGUUGUAGCAUUUACAUCGCAUCAAAUACUGUUGUAAACAGUCUGCCGUGAAACCAAUUCAUAGUGUUGGAAAUACCUUCAUGUUUCUAUAAUGUCACCACGUAUUGUGUGAAUAAAUUAUUUUGAUAGAAAAUUACCAUGACAAAAUUGACAAUAAAUUUACUGCAUAUAAAGCAUUUGUGAGAUUUAGGGGCUUUUGAGAUGGUUCAUGUCUUCCUCUGUCUAACCUCCUCCUGGUGUCUGAAUCCGUUCAUUCAUCUUUUCAUUUGGAAAGUAAAUGCUGGAUCAUGCAGGUGACAUUGUUUGUUCACCUAUGUGGCCAGGUGCAACAUUUAUAGCCAGGUUUAUAAUGGUCUGCCAUCAACUGUAAUAUGGUGCCAAGACAGCUGUGAUAGUUUGUCAAUUUGAUAGGCUUUCAGUACUAUGUGACUGAGUUUAAAGUCUAGCCAUUGAACAUAAUGCAUUUGCCUUUUAAUUGUAUCGUAACUUGUGUAAGAGAAAUGGUGCUGGAUUUGCUACUGUGUCUACAUUUCUAAACUAUCUGCUAAUAAAGCCUUGUCCGGUA